Messenger RNA from Lactuca virosa, 1491 nucleotides. The record is from the annotation of a GenBank genome assembly. Lineage: Eukaryota; Viridiplantae; Streptophyta; Magnoliopsida; Asterales; Asteraceae.
UCAAUGAAAGAAUUAAAGGAAAGAAGAAACAGCAGUAACAGCAGCAGAGAAAGAAAGGGUUGCUUUAAUGGCUAUGGCGGCGUGGCAGACCUGAAAAUUUUGGCUUCUUUAAUGUUCACGUACAACCACACAAUUGAACGACAGCUUCUUCUUUCUCUUCUUCAAACCAGAUUUUCGAAUUGAAGUAUAUCGGAUUUCAAUCAAACCCAGGAGUGAAAAGUCACAAAGCAUUUAUAUUAACACAAUUAUCUGUUUUUUCUGUAUUUAUCUUUAAUAAUUAAGCUAUCUAGAAAUAGGGUUAGGAGGGAGGACAUAAAUAAAGUUUAGGUUGGAUUUUCUUUUGCUAUGGAUUAUUGUGAGUCACAAUUGGUGUGUUGUAGGAGUACUUGUCAUCACAUAAGCUUAAAGCUGCUGCAGAAGCUAUGGCCGGCUUCUUCUCAUUAGGAUCUGCAACUUUCCAUAGCCAACAAGACCCUAUCUCUUCCACAAAUCUCCCUUCAAAUCCAACUCCUAAUUCUAAUCCUACUGAAUCCAGCAGCUGGUUCUUAUACGGUUCCACAAGAAGCACCCAUGACCGCCCUUCCACCACCACCACUACCAAAGAUUUCGAACUAUGGCAGCAACCCACCCAAGCUGAUGUUUCUCAUAAUUUGUUAGCUGGAGCUGCUUCUAUGGGUGGCGGUGGUGGUGGUGAUGGCAGGCUCAUAAAUUUCUCAGACGAAUCCACCUGGGGAUCUGCGGCUUUUGUUAUGAUGGGGCAUGGUGUCAUCGGCGGCGGAAGUAGUGGUGGUGGUGGUGUGAGCUGCCAGGAUUGUGGAAACCAGGCCAAGAAAGAUUGUCCUCAUAUGAGAUGUAGAACUUGUUGCAAGAGCAGAGGGUUCCAUUGCCAAACACACGUGAAAAGCACAUGGGUUCCGGCCGCCAAACGCCGGGAAAGGCAACAAUAUAGCUCCGGCACACAACAAGAUCAGAGCCGCCGUCGUGUUCAUCAAAACACCAAAAGAACAAGAUCAACCCAAGAUCAUGAUAACCCUAAUAUGCUUAAUCCGAUUACUGGUGCUAUUGCUUACAAUUCCUCAUCAGGGUUAGAGGUAGGUAAUUUCCCCUCAGAAGUGACAACACAAGCGAAUUUCAGAUGUGUAAGAGUGAGUUCGAUUGAUGAAACCGAUGACCAAUUUGCAUAUCAAGCUGCAGUGAACAUAGGAGGACAUUUGUUUAAAGGAAUUCUUUAUGAUCAAGGCCCUGAAGCGCAGUACAUGGGCGGAGACACCUCUUCCGGUGGCAGUGCCGGCGGAAUCCCACAACUAAAUCUCACAACCACCACCACCACCUCCCCUGGUAAUUCAACGGCGGCUGCAAAUUAUAUCGGGCACUCGCUAUACCCAUCUCUUGGUGGCAACGAUUACAUGAGCAGUACGCAAUUCUUCCAUCAAAUUUCAAGAGAUUAAUUAAUUAAACCAUCAAAUUAUUACGUAAUAAUUUCGACACACG